Messenger RNA from Melospiza melodia melodia, 1330 nucleotides. RefSeq names its product fibroblast growth factor 1 (gene FGF1). NCBI's taxonomy places the organism in Eukaryota, Metazoa, Chordata, Aves, Passeriformes, Passerellidae. Gene Ontology annotation, biological process: positive regulation of transcription by RNA polymerase II; fibroblast growth factor receptor signaling pathway; positive regulation of endothelial cell migration. Gene Ontology annotation, cellular component: cytoplasm; nucleus. Gene Ontology annotation, molecular function: fibroblast growth factor receptor binding; growth factor activity. The transcript has 4 exons. The record is from RefSeq and is a predicted model, not a curated record. The coding region runs from base 91 to 558 and encodes 155 amino acids.
CCGCCCCGCUGCCCCCAGCCCAGCCCAGCCCAGCCCAGCCCUGCGCACCUGGAGCCUGCUCAGCCAGCCCCGGGAGGAGGAGGCUGCGCCAUGGCCGAGGGGGAGAUCACCACGUUCAGCGCCCUGACGGAGAAGUUCGACCUGCCCGCGGGCAGCUACAAGAAGCCCAAGCUGCUGUACUGCAGCAACGGGGGGCACUUCCUGCGCAUCCUGCCCGACGGCACCGUGGAUGGCACCCGGGACCGCAGCGACGAGCACAUCCAGCUGCAGCUGAGCGCAGAGAGCGUGGGGGUGGUGCACAUCAGGAGCACCCAGUCGGGGCAGUACCUGGCCAUGGACCCCAACGGGCUGCUCUACGGCUCGCAGUUGCUGGGUGAGGAGUGUCUGUUCCUGGAAAGGCUGGAGGAGAACCAUUACAACACCUACGUCUCCAAAAUGCACGCGGACAAGAACUGGUUUGUGGGGCUGAAGAAGAACGGGAACAGCAAGCUGGGCCCGCGGACUCACUACGGCCAGAAGGCGAUCCUCUUCCUGCCCCUGCCCGUCUCUGCCGACUGACACCCGGCCCCAAAGCUCAGGGGUGACCCCAAACCCCAAACCCAGCUGCUGCUGCCUCCUGGAGCUCAGCAGAGCUCCCAGCUUUCGGUCAAGGCUUUGCCAAAUCUGCCAAAGCAGAGCCCUGUGCUCUGCACCAAGCUUUGCAGAGAUGGGGGACGAGUCCUGGCACUCUCCUGAGGUCCGUGGGGCUCCCUCUCCCCCUGCCCUCAGCUCUGUGCCUGUGUGUGCCAUGACCCUCAGCUGUGUGUGCCAUGUGUGCCAUGACCCUCAGCUGUGUGUGCCACAACCUUCAGCUGUGCCCAUGUGUGCCAUGACCCUCAGCCAUGUGUGCCACGUGUGCCAUGACCCUCAGCUCUGUGUGCCAUGUGUACCAUGACCCUCAGCCCUGUGCCAUGUGUGCCAUGACCCUGCUGCAGCUCCCAGGGCCUGCCCUGGGCAGGCACCCAGAGAUGUGCCCGAGGUUCCCCAAGAAGCUCACAUUUUGUGUCCCCGGGCAUGCCAAGGCAAAGCCUCCCUGCUGCUGUGUGUUAAUGUAUUUGUCCAUCCAGGUGUGUAGCUUCUGCCAUGCCCUCGAGCAGUUCCAGAUUGCACCAUCAGUGCCGUUAUCCAGGGCCAGCCUGGUAAGUGCCAGCUGGGCAUGCUAAGCCGAGCUAGGCAAAGCUCCAGCCCCAGACCUUGGCGUCCCUCACAACACCAAUAGUGUGUAUUUCGUGCUAGUACCUGCUGUAUGUUAUUUGUAUUUAUUUAUUGAGUAAAUAUGUCUCUUCUACAA